AUGAAACCUUGAUUCACCAAACUGUGCACUGCCCAAAGACAAGUGUUCUGUUCUAUCCACCAAGCAAUCUUAUGAUAUGGCUGCAAAGAUGAGUUUCACCACCAAUGACAAGUUGACGAGAUUGUGGAUCCGAGCAGGAUUACCCAAAAUAUUACUCAACUCCUUACAGUACUUGAGACUAUAACUGAAGAUCAGUCAAACUUCUGCAUUGAAAUGCACAUUGAAGGCCUUGAAGAGUUUGUUCAUACAAACGAGUCUAAGAUAGAUGAAAUCCAGCACUUAUUAAGUGAGUCAGUUACUCAAGACAGGUUUCUGGAAUAUACAGAUCUCCUUGAAGAUAUUCUAAAAGUCAGAACUAUGAUAAACGAGAGUAAAGUAUAUCAAGAGUAUUGCAACUUCAUGAUCAAUUUUAAAGCCAAACUAAAACUACUUUCAGAACAAGAGCUUGAAAUAGAAGAAGAAAAUAUUGAUACUAGAGCGGCACCCUCGAACAUAGAAAAUCAAAAUGCCACAAGUGAUUAUUUGAAUGAACUUAGUAAGGCCACAAAAUUUGUCAAACUAUAUGAAAAAGUGAUGGAGUGUAGCAUUCACGAAAGCGAAUUGCAAGAACUCAUAAUAAACUGAGACAUCAAUAAAGAUAAAAAACUAAUGAAAGAGAUUCUGACCAGUAACACUAAAGUCUCAAAUCUAAAGUGUCUGACAAUCCAGAAUUGCAAUAAAAAUUUAUCUGAAGUUUCAAAGUUUCUAAGCCAUUCAUUAUUGAAAGAUAUCAAUAAGAUCAAGCUAGUUUGAAAUCAGCAAGGUCCAAAAACCAUUAGAAAAAUAAAACCAAUUUUACCAGCACUUACAUCAGCCGUUCAAUUCAUGAAUGUCAAGGAAGUUCACUUGAGUGAUUGGGAAUUUGACUCUAAAGAUCUUAAUGUAUUAAUCGAUAGUUGUUCUGGUGUAGAAACAAUAAGCAUACAACGAGCUUUCUUUUGUAGUUGGAACGGAAUGAAACUUGAUAGAAAUCGGAUCUUUAGAACUAAAAUUCUAAAAUUAAGUCCGACUUCUUUUCAAAGUUUUGCUAGCACAACUACAGAUUCAAUUAUACAUGCAAUUGGUGAUUCGAAUCUAAAAGAAUCGCUCAAUGAACUGCAUAUACGAGGUAUAUCUUCACACUCGAUAUCUUCUCUGGAAACCAUUGCCGAUUCUUUAGGAAUGAGUCACAUCAAACUUAUCAUUUAA
Moneuplotes crassus is the source of this 1227-nucleotide messenger RNA. The record is from the annotation of a GenBank genome assembly. Lineage: Eukaryota; Ciliophora; Spirotrichea; Euplotida; Euplotidae.